UAAAUGCUUGCACUGAGCAAUCCCACCUACCUUCUCCAAAAAGGCCACCUUUCCAUCCUCCCCCUUCUCCUCCCCACAAUGCCACCCCUUCCGCCGCCGCACCAUGUCCACUUCCGCCGGCGCCUCCUCCUCCUCCCUCUUCUCCUCCCUCACUCUCCCGCUCGUCGUCGCCCUCUCCCUACUGCUCCUCUCCGCCGUCCUCCUCGCCUCCUGCCUUUGCCUCCGCAGCCGCCACCGCAGCAUCCCAAACCCUCGCCCCCUCCCUCCCUCCUCGGACUCCCUCGUCCUUCCCCGCAUAAUCUUCGUCGCAGAGGACGACGACGACGACGGAGGCAAUAACGACGGCGGCCGAGCGUCCGGGCUCGAACAGGCGGUCAUCAGCUCUUACCCUAAGUUCCCCUUCGCGGCCGCUAAGGGCGGCGAUCCCGUCUGCUCGAUUUGCCUCUGCGAGUACCGGGAGGGGGAGAUGCUCCGCAUGUUGCCCGACUGCCGCCACUACUUCCAUCUCAUCUGCGUCGAUGUGUGGCUCCGGCUCAACGCCUCGUGCCCGGUCUGUCGGACGUCGCCGUUGCCCACGCCGGUGUCGACUCCCAUAUCGACGCCGCUGUCUGAACUUGUUCCGUUCUCGCAAUUCGCAGCUGACCGAAGGAGGACUUAAACUGGAAGAAUAAUGGUGGAUUGAUCCGGUGAGUCGUUUGCCCCUAAAAUUGUUUUACUGAACCUUGUUUUUCUAUUUGUGAAAAAGAUCAAUUUUUUGAGCUAUAGAUCGAAUGUGCCUGUAGCUACAUAUCGCAUGCUUGUUAUUUGCGUUAGUGAUCUAAAAGUAUCGGAGUAUAGAUUGGAUAUAGGCAGUCUAAUUUUGAUAUAUAAGCAAAUAGCUUGAUAGUGCAUGAUAUUCACUUUAUGUUUGCUUGGUGCAAGCUAGAGUGAAAUUUGAAGGAGUCAAGUUCUUCAAGCUAUAUCGAUAUUUUAAACUUUAAUCAGUAGUUGCUGCAAAAAUACUCUGUAGUAUGUUCAUGAAGUUGGGGGUGUUAUAUAUAUGCUCCUCAGUCGUAUGGAGUUGAUUGAAUGGAUCCAAUUGUAGUUCGAGCUUAUCGCAAUAACUUAAUAAUAGUCAUGCACCAAGUUACCUAUCUCUGAGUAUGAAGUUUAGGAAAUUAUUACGGGAAAUCUUGUAAACCCAAUUAACAUAAUAGCUUUUGAGUGUGGUAAUCGGUUGGCUUUGUGGGAAUACAAUCAAAGUCUCUUAUUGGAAAGACAUAGAAAAGAUCAUGAGUUUAAAAGGAUGAAGAUAUCUCCAUUGGUAUAAGGCCUUUUUGGUAUAACCCCAAAACAAAACCACUAUCAUAAGGUCUAACCGCCGAUUGUGUAUAAGAGCUAUAGUCUAAUUGAGCCAUGUGAAUAGAAUAUUGACCUCAAACAAAGGAAGUGGGAGCUCACGUGUCUGGAUCAAGAGAACCAGACAUUAGGUAGGAAGUCAUGGUGUACAGCCAGGCAGAGAAGCCCUAGUUGUCAUUAGACAAGGAAGUCCUAGUAGGUCGAUUAAACUGAAGGGCAGGAAGACCUGGUGGAUCGAUGAUCGGACGUCAAAUAGAUAGACUUUCUGCUUGAGGGGGCGUCAUUUGUUUGAGGGGGAAGUCCUAGUAGGUUAAUUGGAUUGAUGGGCAAGGGAGAUUGUUAGGGUUGUAAGAUUACAAACAAAGUUCCAUAUUGAAAACACAUAGGAAAGAUCGUAGGUUUAUAAAGGAAAGAUAUCUCUAUUGGUACGAGGUAUUUUGUGUAAAACCUAAAAACAAAACCAUGAGGGUUUAGAUUUAAAGUGGACGAUAUCAUACCAUUGUGGAGAUAUUUAAAUUUCUUCUGUCCUAACAAUUGGUAUGAAACCUUUUGGGUAAAGCCCAAAAAUAAAAAUCAUGAGGAUUUAUGCUCAAAGUGGAUAAUAUCAUACUAUUGUAGAGAUAUUUAAAUUCCUUCGAUCCUAACAAGUGGUAGCAGAGCAGGGUUGCUCUUCACCGAACUAACCACCGGAAGAAACACGAGU
Molecule: messenger RNA, 2041 nt
Organism: Zingiber officinale
Lineage: Eukaryota; Viridiplantae; Streptophyta; Magnoliopsida; Zingiberales; Zingiberaceae
Product: RING-H2 finger protein ATL67-like
Exons: 1
Coding region: 104-658 (184 amino acids)
Biological process (GO): protein ubiquitination
Molecular function (GO): transferase activity
Source: RefSeq, a predicted model, not a curated record